This is a messenger RNA of Alternaria ethzedia, 939 nucleotides long. RefSeq lists its product as uncharacterized. The transcript has 2 exons. Gene Ontology annotation, molecular function: protein kinase activity; ATP binding. The coding region runs from base 1 to 939 and encodes 312 amino acids. Lineage: Eukaryota; Fungi; Ascomycota; Dothideomycetes; Pleosporales; Pleosporaceae. Gene Ontology annotation, biological process: protein phosphorylation. The record is from RefSeq and is a predicted model, not a curated record.
AUGGAAGCAGAUACGGUUUCCAGCGCUGCCGCAAGCGAGGUUCCAGUUUCGGUUGGUAUCCUGUCGCUGAGCGACGAAGUCGUUAUUGAACAAGACGGUGACUACAAGAUCGAGGACGAGAAGUACUUGCCGAUUGAGUGCCAAAAAGUGCUUGGGUUUGGCCAUAGCGGUGUGGUGCAAAGGGUGGAGCACAAGCAAACAAAAGAACUGUUCGCAAAGAAGGUUAUCAACUUUCCUCGUAAGGGCAAAGGCAGGGAACAGGCUGAGGAGCGAUACCAUAAUGAGGCUGCUAUCAUCCGCAGUCUUAGAACUCAUACUCACGUCAUUCGAUUAUUCGCUUCGUUUACGACGCCGGGCUCUGGCGGACUACUUUUGCAACCUGCUGCAGACGAAGGAGAUCUGCAUGACUACCUAGACAGAUUUGCCGACCUGGUCGAAAAACCCGCGAACUCAUCCACCAAUCUUGAAGCGAUGACCAGAGUUCUCGAACAGGCCUUCAGCGCAGCUAUCAAAAGCCGCGACAAAGUGUUAAUCUGUCUCAGUGGUAUCGGCACCUAUUCUGGUCGUGGAACUCUCAAGGAAGGUUGCAACCCAGCCGAACACACAAUGGUGUACUUAUCUGGGACUGAUCCUGCGUCAUGCUACAUUCCUGGCGAAUAUGAAAGUGGCAUGACUAAAGAGCCAAUCGAGGUUGUGCCAGCGGAACCAAGUGUGAGUAUCAGGAAGGAGUCUCGCAUCCGAUUCGGCAAAGUGUAUCCAAUCGAGAUGAACGUCGCAGUCAAAGACAUUGGCCGAGUUCGCGAAGACCAGAUCAGCGCACUGCUCAGCUACUGGCAGCAGGAAAACCAUACGCCGCCCCUUGCGUAUACUCCUUCAUCUUCAACCGCCUUCUCUUCGAACAACUGGUCAUCGGGCGGGCUUUCUUCUCAGCGUGUGUAA